GUGUGUGUGUGUGUGUGUGCACGCGUUUUCAUACGGCGCCGACGUGCGUGCAUGCGUGCGCACGCGCGUGUAGGUGUGUUUGGAGGUGUCAUUCUAACUUGGCUAUCGGGUCCGAUCACACAACCUUAAAUAUUCGUGCACGCCACUCUCUCUGGGGGGGAAGGCAAUCGCGCACGCCAGUAUCUCUACAGCCUUUUAUUGCAGGCUCAUUGAAAUGCCUCGCGGCGGGCCGUAUCUAUUUGCUCAUGAUAGGGCGCAAUAAUGGGUUACAUCACACACGCGCUGCGGCUGGGAACAGGAGGGACGCAGGAAUUGAACAAACACCUGCUUUUGGUAUUUGAGAAAUGAGCACACGUCCUCUUUACACACUCUGCGGUUAUAGGCGAGCUCGGGGUUGUAAAAACUGUGCGUGGCAUCCAUCGAUUCUCGUGGUUGUGGAAGUGACGAGGCCUUGCGACUAUAUCAAACUUUUGAAUGGAGGACGACAUCUGUCCAGUGACUAACUACUACGAGCGCAUCCUCAUGCCGGUGUCCUACAGCCUGAUGUUUCUGCUGGGCCUGACGUUAAACGGCGCGCUGCUGUGGCGCGUGUGCGCGCCGACGCGCCGCCGGAGCAGCGCGGUCAUCUACACGACCAACCUCGCCGUGGCGGAUCUCCUCUACGUGCUGUCGUUGCCCCCACUCAUCAUCAGCGACGCCAUGGGCGAGCUGUGGCUCUUCGGCAACGCGCUCUGCAAAGGCGUGAGGUUUUUGUUCUUCGUCAACCUUCACUGCAGCAUGGGGUUCCUCACGUGCGUCAGCGUGCAUCGCUUCCUCGGAGUGUGCUUCCCCAUAGCCGCCGUGCGUCUCAGGUGCAAAACGCUCGCCCGGUUGGCGUCGGGCUCGGUUUGGGUGCUGGCCACGGCGGAGCUUUUGCCAACUCUGGCAUUUGCGCACACGGGUGAGAUCGACAACCGCACUGUGUGCUUUGAAAUGACUGACCCGGGGCAAUUUAGAGUGUACUUCCCCUACGGGCUGUUUUUAGGCAUAGUUGGUUUUCUGAUCCCAUUCCUCGUCGUCAUCAGCUGUUACUGCUCCAUGGUGACGGUGCUCUACUGCAGGGCCGCGGACCGCGUCUCGAACGCAAGGACGGCCCGCAUGCGCAACAAGUCAAUUUGCAAGGUCCUGGUCGUGUGCCUCAUGUUUGUGGCGUGUUUCGUGCCUUAUCACAUCGCUCAGACCGUCUACUUGUUUGUCAGGGUCUACCUGCCCGCAAACUGUCACCUUCUCAACGUGUCCAUGAUAGCCUUCAAGGUGUGGAAGCCGCUGGUCAGUUUUAACUGCUGCGCCAAUCCUCUCUUCUACUUUCUGGGCAGUGGCCGGCAGCGUGAUAGGCUUCGGACGUGGGUGUGGAGGACGGCAAGGGUGCAGCCCGUGGUGUGUCUGGUGGAUGCGGGGGACACAAACAGGUCUGGAGUGCUUCCACCAAGGAGAUUAUCAUGAGUCAGAAGGUGGCAAUAACAAUGUGCUGUAUACAGUGUUUGAUAGUGAUUUUCUAUCAUUUUGUUUCUAAGAAUAUAUAAAUGGGAACAUUCAACAGCUAUGUCACUAACUUCUACUUUUUCUACUUGUUGCAACCUAUUAAACCGGAGGUUUUGCCUAAAGGAACUAA
Gasterosteus aculeatus aculeatus (three-spined stickleback) is the source of this 1651-nucleotide messenger RNA. Its product is annotated as P2Y purinoceptor 3-like. Gene Ontology annotation, cellular component: plasma membrane. The record is from RefSeq and is a predicted model, not a curated record. Gene Ontology annotation, molecular function: G protein-coupled receptor activity. NCBI's taxonomy places the organism in Eukaryota, Metazoa, Chordata, Actinopteri, Perciformes, Gasterosteidae. Gene Ontology annotation, biological process: G protein-coupled receptor signaling pathway.